Molecule: messenger RNA, 1662 nt
Organism: Cimex lectularius (bed bug)
Lineage: Eukaryota; Metazoa; Arthropoda; Insecta; Hemiptera; Cimicidae
Product: dopamine N-acetyltransferase-like
Exons: 4
Coding region: 113-937 (274 amino acids)
Molecular function (GO): N-acetyltransferase activity
Source: RefSeq, a predicted model, not a curated record
AAGGGCAUCGGAGGAUUGGAGGGCGAUUGUCCCACUUCCCAUUAAAUAAAGGGGUCAGUGAAAUAGGGCAAUUGCGUAUCGAGCCGGGACUCGGUGGGAUUUCAGAGGCGGGAUGUACGGGUUGCCAUGGAUCCCUGGCUCCCCACCAUUUGAUGCCAUUAGCCAUCUCCCGGGGGCAAGGCCCCCCAUCACAACCGUUCUCUCUGAGCACAACCUCAGAUUGAUUCCAGUGGAGUGCAGUCCCAGGAACCCCCCCUCAGGAAUCGAGAUGGACGCGCCUCGAGGAGACGAUAUAGAUUUAGUAUCCCCCGUUCCCGAUGAAUAUUACGACAGAGUGAUUUAUCAUCUGAGGAACAAUUUUUUCGCUGACGAGCCCCUGAAUAAUUCCGUCGGCCUGUGCCAAAGGGGUGAAUCGAACGAAGAGCUGGAAAAGCUGAGCAUUUCAACCCUUAAGGACCGGCUUUCAGUCAUGGCCAUUAACAGCAACAACGAGGUGAUCGCUGUCGUUUUAAACGGGGUCCUCACGGAAAAGGACCUUGACGAGUCGCUAAUCAAAUUAGAAAACAACUCAGACGAAAAAUGCAAAACGAUAUUCAGAGUGCUUUACAGGCUCAAUCAUUCGUUACAGCUAUUCAAGAAAUACAAAGUCGAUAAAAUGUUCGAAUGCAGGAUUCUAUCCGUCGAUGCCAAGUAUCGCGGUUUGGGCUUGGCCAACAAACUUAUCAUCAGAAGCGAAGAGCUUGCGAAGGACUUCGGCUUCAAGGUGUUCAAAACAGAUUCGACAGGGCUUUUUUCUCAAAGGACUUUAAUGAAAUUAGGCCACGAGGCUGUAUUUGAGGUGAAUUACGAGGACAUAAAGGAUGAAAACGGGGAGCAAAUAUUCAAGACCAAACCUCCUCACACUUGUUUGAAAAUCAUGACCAAAAUUCUCGAUUAAAUUUAAAAAUAAAUAAAACAAAGAGCACGCUGUUCACAAAAACACUGCAAUUAGUCAUUUUAAAUUUAACGUUAAAUGACCGAAUGGUCGUAAAUUUGGCAGAAAAAAAGGCAAUCGGUGCAAUUUUGAUCUUUUGAUCUAAAUAAGUUAAAAUAUCCAACAAUUUGAGAACGAUGAGCGUUCUGUAUCGACCAAUGAACAAGUUACAACGAAAUUCAAUGUUCAACAUUGUUUUUAAAGACAAUAUUUCAUAUUAAAAUUUAAAAAAAAAACGCUUAAAAAAUUAAAGUCUAUUGAAUGUUAAGUUUUUAUAAAUGUUGAAAAUUUAUUGACGUUUAAUUAUUCGUUAAAGUUGAAUAUACGUUGAAACAAAAUUUUAUACUCUCUGUUACAAAACUGGAAGAAUCUCUGUUAUUGGUGUUAUUAGAUUUAAACAAUAAAAUAAACGUAGAAUGUACCCAUAAUUAAAUGUAAUCAUCACUGUAUUCGACGUAUUGAUUUGGAAAAACAACACUGUUUUCAUAGUCGUUAAUUGAUUUUUAAUGUUAAGAACUCACAGGGAACAUUAGGCAAUGUUUAGUUAAUAGGAUUUUUCACGGUCACAUUUUUAUGCGACUGGACAUCAAGACGGACAAACGGAAAGAAUUCAAUACAAAACUAAACAUAAUAAGGGAACAAUGUUUUUAAAUCAAUUGUACUUAUUGUUUAAAACAAGGUAAAUAAUA